AUCUGUUCAAGAAAACUGUUUGUUUUAAGGGUUUUUAUUUAAGGACCAUCUGAGGAAUAUAAUUUAUUUUACUUAAUCACUUGAAUUUCUGGCUUUCACCACGGUUUUUGAAAAAUAUAAGUAUAAAGUUUUUUCUUUCUUUUACAUUUAAAUUUGUAAAAAUGUGGACUUUUUUGGGAAUAGCCAGCUUUACUUACCUUUAUAAGAAGUCUGAUUCCGUUUGGAACCUGGUCCACACUGAGCUGCUGCUGACCGUUGUCCUCUUCCUCACUGCUGGACUCUUACUCUCCAACAUUAGCUGUUUUCAGCAACAUAAAUUGAGAUUGAGUCAGAUUUUUAAUCUGAGUCUCAGUCUUCUUUCAUCUCUGCCCAUCAUCAAACAUUUAAUCCCAAACAGGUCAGCGCAGAGUCCAGACAGCAGCUGCAGGAAGAACCAGCGAAUUAGAAAAAGAGCAGUGGCAGAGAUUUCUGACACAGAAAGUUCCUCAAGCUGUGGAUCUACAGACAUCUCAGAACCUGAUGUGGUGAUAGUCGGAGCGGGGGUCCUGGGCUCAGCGAUGGCAGCUGUUCUGGCUCGAGAUGGGAGGAAGGUGACGGUGGUGGAGAGAGACCUGAAGGAGCCGGACAGGAUAGUUGGAGAGCUGCUGCAGCCUGGAGGAUACAAGGCCCUGAAGGAGCUCGGCUUAGGAGGGACAGUGGAGGGUCUGGAUGCCCAUCUGGUGAAGGGCUACGUCAUCCAUGACAUUGGCAGCAGAACAGAGGUGGAGAUCCCUUACCCACAGCAGGAAGAGAACGUCCAGUGUGGAUGGGCUUUCCAUCACGGUCGAUUCAUCAUGGGCCUGAGGAGGGCAGCCCUUGCUGACCCGAAUGUCACAUUCGUAGAAGGCACCGUCACCAGUUUGCUGGAGGAGGACGGCUGCGUGACAGGAGUCCAGUACAGGGACAAAGAAACUGAAGACACUAAGGAAAUCCACGCAGCACUGACUGUGGUGGCUGAUGGCUGUUUCUCCAAAUUCAGAAAGACCCUGGUGUCUGGAAAAGCUCACACCUCCUCUCACUUUGUCGGCUGUCUGAUGAAGGAGUGUCCUCAGUUUAAAACCAACCACGCCGAGCUGGUUCUGGCCAACCCCAGCCCAAUUCUCAUCUACCAGAUCUCCUCCUCGGAGACCAGAGUGCUGGUGGACAUCAGAGGAGAGAUGCCCCGUAACCUAACAGAGUACAUGACAGAGAAGAUACACCCACAGCUGCCAGAACACUUGAAGGAACCUUUCAUGGGGGCGCUGCAGAAUGAUCGGCUCAGAUCCAUGCCUGCCAGCUUCCUUCCCCCGUCUCCUGUCAACAAAGCAGGUGUUCUGCUCCUGGGCGACGCCUACAACAUGAGGCAUCCUCUGACGGGAGGAGGGAUGAGUGUGGCUCUCAACGACGUUCGAAUCUGGAGGACUCUGCUGAAGAACAUCUCAGACCUGUACGAUGACAACGCCAUGCUGCAGGCAAAGAAAAAAUUCCACUGGGAACGGAAAUCCUCCCAUUCCUUCGUGGUGAAUGUUUUGGCCCAGGCUCUGUAUGAGCUGUUUGCAGCCACUGAUGAGUCUCUUCAUGAGCUGAGGAAAGCCUGUUUCCAGUACUUUAAACUAGGGGGAGAGUGCAUCGCUGGACCGAUCGGACUCCUCUCAGUACUGACACCCAAACCCAUGACACUCAUCGGACACUUCUUUGCCGUGGCACUGUACGCCACCUACGUUAACUUUAAGCGUGAGUCUUGGAUCACCAAACCUCGGGCUUUGGUGAAGAGUGGGGCCAUCCUGUACCGAGCCUGCACAGUCCUGUUCCCACUCAUCUACUCUGAACUCAAGUACCUGGUGUACUGAAGAACACACGUCUCAAUUCCACACCUUUAUUGGCUACAUACGUGUGUUGUAUUUGCCUUCCUGCUGUUAAAGGCUCUGCUGCCAUGUCAAAUUAUAAUUAGUUGGUACUAAGGAUUUUUCUACUGUGUGACACCAUCUACCUAUGAAAGCUGUUUUAAUACAGGGAUGUUCCACAUUUGAUGCACUUAUCACAGAAUUUUAUAGGAAGCAAACGAAAGAUUUGAUCCUUGUUUUGCUGACCUGAAGGCCUUCAGCACUUUUCUUUGACAUUUUUACGUUUGCCUUUUUUUAAGAAGGUGCUCCGCAUAUUCUGCGAUAGCAAAUAGUUUGUCACUUUAGUUUGAGCUGUCGGUGUGAAACAUGCCAACGCUGCAGCUCUAAUCACAGAAUCCCACAAUGAUCCUUGUGUCACCGUGGUCCUGCUGGUGUCAGCACGUCGCCUGUAGCAGCUGUGAGUUUGACGUUGACUCCAGUCUGAUGGAAUAAAACUUAGGUCAGCAGAUGAUGCUGCGUUUCUUCACCUCAGCUGACAUCUUCAUGUGUGUUCCUGUUGUGGGCUUGAUUUGGCCAUUAUAUAUUAAUUCAAUAAAUGACACUAAUUCAUUGUCUCUGGAUUAGUAAGUAACAAGGGCAAUCAAAUAAAAAUGAACUGUUGUUAUAAAAUAUAGUUAUAUCUUUACUUUACCACUAGAUGGAAGUCUCUCACUGUCGGAACAGGUUUUCCAAGGCCGUCUUUCUGUUGCUUUUUUAUGUAAAAGAGAAAAUUGGUAAAGUAUAAAAAUUACCCGGGGGGAUUCGAUCAUUUACAUAACAAUUUGAUCAAAUGUUUCAGAUAUUAGAUUCUGCUAGGCUAAAAAUAUUUUUCAACCAACUUUUUUAGUUAAGAGUUAUCAGGCCAACUCUCUUUUCUUUUGGCUAUUUUUUUUGUUUUUGCUUUUUCUAGAAAUGUAAUUUUUCAAAGACAACUUUUAUUCAAUUGCAAAAACAGUCUAGUGUUACUGUUAGCUAUUUUGAUUGGUAUUGGCUAGUUUUAAUAGAUCUUUUGGCAAACCUUUAGCCAAUCCCCAAUAUCUUUAGCUUCAAAUCUCUGGCCAAAGAAAUGUGUCUAACUUUGGCUGCUGUGUACCUACUUUUUUUCCUAUGUAUAUUGUUUUACAUAUUCUGAACUGACAUUAAAAAUUUUUUUCGAUAAAA
Messenger RNA from Cynoglossus semilaevis (tongue sole), 3062 nucleotides. It is a transcript of the gene sqlea, whose product is annotated as squalene epoxidase a. Gene Ontology annotation, biological process: sterol biosynthetic process; cholesterol metabolic process. Gene Ontology annotation, molecular function: flavin adenine dinucleotide binding; squalene monooxygenase activity. Gene Ontology annotation, cellular component: endoplasmic reticulum; membrane. The record is from RefSeq and is a predicted model, not a curated record. NCBI's taxonomy places the organism in Eukaryota, Metazoa, Chordata, Actinopteri, Pleuronectiformes, Cynoglossidae. Bases 162 to 1868 code for a protein of 568 amino acids. The transcript has 11 exons.